Molecule: messenger RNA, 771 nt
Organism: Saccoglossus kowalevskii
Lineage: Eukaryota; Metazoa; Hemichordata; Enteropneusta; Harrimaniidae
Source: RefSeq, a predicted model, not a curated record
AUGUCCCCAGCACUGUUUAGUAUUUAUAUGGAUAAUCUCAGUGUAUCACUCAAUAGCAUGCCUUGUGGCUGUCUUAUUGGCGAUAAAAUUAUAAACAAUUUGAGCUACGCAGAUGAUAUGUGUGUAAUUGCGCCCUCUAUUAAAGGUUUGCGCAAAAUGUUACAUAUUUGUGAGUUAUACGCUGAAGAGCAUGACAUUACCUACAACUCAACCAAGUCUAAAUCUAUGCAUUUCUAUGGUCGUAAUUGCAUGGACAUUUGCCCUCCACUGUAUUUAUAUAAUAAUAAUGUUGACUUUGUUGACCAGUUUAAUUAUCUAGGACAUAAAAUAACUCGUGACCUGAAAGACGAUGCGGACAUUGAUUGUCAGAAACGUUUAUUCUGUGUGAGGGCAAACAUUAUGCUACGUAAAUUUAAGAACUGCAGCAACGAAGUCAAACUUUUGCUAUUUAAAACAUUCUGUUCUAGUUUGUAUUGCUGCCAAUUAUGGUGUAUGUAUAGAAAAUCUACCGUUAAUGCCCUUCGGGUCAGUUAUAAUAAUGCUUUCCGUAAACUGUUGGGGUACGCCCGUGACUGUAGCGCAAGCACUAUGUUCGUUGAAAACCGCACAAACACAUUUACCAGUUUAUAUAGAAAGCUAAUUUAUGCUUUUAUGGAACGAUUACGAACAUCAAACAAUACACUUGUGUGUGCCUUGCUCAAUAGUGAUGUGAAAUGGAAAGUCUACCUUAGUGCAGCAUUGGACAAAGGUAGUCUCCUGAGUUUAGUAUAG